Messenger RNA from Numida meleagris (helmeted guineafowl), 1648 nucleotides. RefSeq names its product putative gonadotropin-releasing hormone II receptor. Gene Ontology annotation, molecular function: gonadotropin-releasing hormone receptor activity; peptide binding. The transcript is spliced from 4 exons. The record is from RefSeq and is a predicted model, not a curated record. Lineage: Eukaryota; Metazoa; Chordata; Aves; Galliformes; Numididae. Gene Ontology annotation, biological process: G protein-coupled receptor signaling pathway. The coding region runs from base 163 to 1422 and encodes 419 amino acids. Gene Ontology annotation, cellular component: membrane.
CCACGGGCGGCAGCUGGCGGGGCGCUGGGCGGGAGCGGAGGUGGCUGCAGGCAGCGGAGCGCUGCGGUGCCAGCCCUGCUGCCCGUGUCCCGGCUGGAUGCAGCUGGUGCCAAUGUGGGAGCGCUGGGAGCAGCGAGUGGGCAGCGUGUGAGCAGCCCUGACAUGGCCCAGCUCGGCGGGGGAACAGGGCAGGAUGCUGCGGCUGCAGGAGGGGGCUGGCCGGACCCAGGCCCCGCGGUGAGGAACGGCAGCACGGAGCCCUCCAGCAGCACAUCCCACCCUAAGCAGGGCUGUGCCUGGACCCCCUGUCCCGAGGGCACCGAGGAGCCGCUGCUGCUCCCCACCUUCUCGCCCGCCGCCCAGGCCCGCGUGGCCGCCACCUUCGUGCUCUUCGUGCUCUCGGCCGGCUGCAACCUGGCGGUGCUGCGGGCGGCGGGGGGCCGGGGGGGCGGCGGGCGCUCCCACAUCCGCCUGCUGCUGCGGCACCUGGCCGUCGCCGACCUGCUGGUGACGGUGGUGGUGAUGCCGCUGGAUGCCAUCUGGAACAUCACGCUGCAGUGGCGGGCGGGCGACCUGGCCUGCCGCCUCCUCAUGUACCUGCGCCUGCUGGCCAUGUACGCCUCCGCCUUCGUCACCGUCGUCAUCAGCCUGGACCGGCAGGCAGCCAUCCUGCGCCCGCUGGCCAUCGCCCGUGCACUCCGCAGGAACCGUGCCAUGCUCCGCACCGCAUGGGUGCUCAGCGCUGCGCUCGCUGUGCCGCAGCUGUUCCUCUUCCACACCGUCACCCUGCACGCCCCGCACAACUUCACGCAGUGCACCACGCGCGGCAGCUUCCCGCAGCCCUGGCACGAGACCCUCUACAACAUGCUGAGCUUCGCCUGCCUCUUCCUGCUGCCGCUGCUCAUCAUGGUGUGCUGCUACGCACGCAUCCUGCUCGAGAUCUCCCGGCGCAUGGGCUCCGGCCUCUUCUCCUCCAGGGACGUGCCGCUGCGGUGCUCUGGGAGCAACAUCCCACGGGCACGGCUGCGCACGCUGAAGAUGAGCCUGGUCAUUGUCUUCUCCUUCAUCCUCUGCUGGACCCCCUACUACCUGCUGGGGCUGUGGUACUGGUUCUGCCCACGGGCCAUGCAGCAGAAGGUCCCACCGUCCCUCUCCCACAUCCUCUUCAUCUUCGGCCUCUUCAACGCCUGCCUAGACCCCAUCACCUAUGGGCUCUUCACCAUCCCCUUCCGGAGGCGCUGCAGCUGUCCCUGCGGGCACAGCCCUGAGCCUGAGCCGCCCUCCCCAGCCACAGGUUCCUUCCACUGCUCGGCCUCAUCCCUGCGGGGCAGGCAGGGUACGGGGGGCACAGAAGGGCCACAGCCACCCAUCGAGCUGGGGCUGCCCACCGGGGCUGGCUCCUGCCAGAGCAGCGUGCUGUGAGCUAGGGCAGCCUGACACCUUGAGGAUGGCACAGGGUGCACUGAGAGCAGCAAGGGCACAACAGUGAGGGCAAGUGGUGGAGGCUCUGCUGCUCCAAAACGCCUCUGUGAGAGGUAGAGCAGAGCUGCUCCUGCAGCCAGGUGGGUGUGAGCCACCCCCUUCCCUCUCUGUACCCAUUUAUGUUACAUGCUGGAGCGGAACGCAGCAAUAAAGCAUCCUGUGGCCA